AUGAAUAAUUUAGUUACUUAAACACUUAUUGAAUUAUAUAAUUAUAAUAAACUGCAAUACUAAAUGAAUUUUAAUAAAUAUCUGCUUUAAUUACCUAAAUUAACACCAAUAACGAUGGAUGACAGUUAUAGAUAGCUUGGAAUUAUAAAAAAUAAAAGUCCAUUUAGAAUAGAAAACAGAGAUUUAUUUUACUUAAUGAACAAAAGCUAAUUUGAAAGUUUAUAUUCGAAUCCAAAAAAGUUAAAAACAGAAAAAUAAUAGUCUCUUCGGAAUCAUUCAUUUAGAAUGCACUCGUGUGUAAAUGAAAAGGGUAAAGAAGCUCAUCAUCACUCCUUUGUUGAAUAUAAUUAAUAGCACUAAAAAUAAUGGGAAAAAAAAAAAAACACUAUGGUAGCAAGAAGUCUUUAAAAACCUGAAUUUAGGAACAAAUCAGAAACCUUAUGUUUAGAUUAAAAAAACUAACCUGAAUCAAUUCAAAAAAUGUAAAACAGGAAAUUAUUAAGAAAUCCAAAAAUUAUGUUAAAAGAAUUAUGGGAUGAAAAUUAUGGAUAAUGA
Messenger RNA from Paramecium octaurelia, 555 nucleotides. The record is from the annotation of a GenBank genome assembly. NCBI's taxonomy places the organism in Eukaryota, Ciliophora, Oligohymenophorea, Peniculida, Parameciidae.